AUGUCAGCUGCACGCUAUGCUGCCAGAUUUAUCAAUCGAAAUCCCCGGAAUUUGGAAAUGAUGGGGAUCCAGAAAGCGCCUACUGGAUAUGAAUUCGAAAAGGAUGGCGCUAAGCGUAGUUUUAUUUACAGAGUGGAAUUGCUCCAAUCGAAAGCUCACCAAGAUGCUCGUGUUGUUCAUUAUAUGGAUGGCCCAGUUAUUGAAGCCUCAACAAGAGAAAAAUCUAUUUCGGAACAACUGUACAGGUGGCUUGAACUUAGUACGACCAACACUGACACUUGUGCAGCCAUGAAUCUUGGCAGAAUAUUAGCAGUCCGAUGUCUACGCGCUGGAAUUCAUUUCGCCCUGCCAGCUGCAAGUGAGGAACAAAUUGAGAUUAGCAAGCAUCAACAAGAAUUUUUCAAAGCACUCAUUGCUGAAGGCCUGCAAUUAGAAGAACCUAAGGCACAGGAACAAAGUUAUGAGACAGAUAAAUCAAUGACAUGGCAACGAUAUCCAUUAAUGGCAACCCGGCAGGACAAGUUGGACGAAUUAUAA
Strongylus vulgaris is the source of this 537-nucleotide messenger RNA. Lineage: Eukaryota; Metazoa; Nematoda; Chromadorea; Rhabditida; Strongylidae. The record is from the annotation of a GenBank genome assembly.